AUGGGUUUACAAAGAGUUAGUGCAAGAUAUUCUGCUCUGGGAGUGAGAGUGCGAGGAUAAGCGGCACACACUCUCGGAGCGUCGCUCCAACGCUGGACGUUUUUUUUUUUAACGUAGGCUCAUCUUUCCCAAGAGGGAUCAACAGAGACGUUUUGUUGUUGCUGUUAAAAAUAAAUAUCCUCACCAUCUAUUUGUUUUUAUUUUUUAACCUUGUGGAGAUUUCUGAUGGAGCUCCGUGAAGUUAGAUCAUGACGGGACACGAGCGUCUCCUCUUGCGUUCACCGCGGCGGUACCUUCACCUUCACAGGUAACCGGGGAUAAACGGAGGAGGAACGAGUGGGAAAGAAGAGAAACGCCGGUUUCCUCGGGACGUGCAUUCAUUCCCCCCUCUCCUGGACCAGUUCUAAUGGAAAACAACAGAAAGCAGUGAGCACCUUGCUGUGUCUGCCGGAUCACCGCGCAGGUCGUUCAGUCGGUUCAGUCCUGAAGUUAAACUGGGAGGAAGGAACUGCGACACAAGCAAUGCAGCCUGAAUUUUACCCCAGUUUGUGCGCUCGGCAGCUCUCCCACCAAACCUGUUCCUCUGUCUGAUUACUCACGCGGGGCCAAUUUAUUUAUUUAUUUUUUGUUUUCCAAAGGCAGAUCAACGGAGAAGAAGGAUCUCGCUCCUCUCUUUUUUCCUCUCCUUCACCAGAAUAAACUCCCAUUCAUCAUCAGACACUGGAUGAGAAGACUAUGAGCUGACACACUCCAGUUUUGUCUUCUUUGCACCAUCGGAUUUGGGUGUGUUUGUGGAAGAUUCCUGCCAUCACAUGCAAGGAUUGACUGCCUGUAACAACAUUGCAUAGAGAGAAAACAUUGAGCUGUGAAGGCUGAAGACAGAUUAACAUUAUCAUGGAUCUAAAAGACUAUUACCUGUUGGGUGCUCUGCUUGCCUGCAUAUGGCUUGAUCCUUCAAUAGCCCAAGAACUUAUCUACCCCAUCAGGGAGGAAUUGCAAGAAAAUUUUCUCAUUGGAAAUAUACCAAAGGACCUUAACAUUACCCAUACAAAUGCUGCCACUGGAGCAAGUGCUAAUCUAGUGUACCGGCUUGUCUCCAAAGCGGGAGAUAACCCACUAGUGCGUGUGGUGAGCAACACUGGAGAGAUAUCCACAACAUCAAACCGAAUCGACAGAGAGAAGUUAUGCCCCGGCCCGUCGUUUGAGGACAGCGAAUGCUCCUUUGAAAUUGAAGUCGUCAUCCUGCCUAAUGAUUAUUUCAGGCUGAUUAAGAUCAAAAUAAUUGUCAGAGACACAAAUGAUAAUGCUCCCAUGUUCCCAUCCCCUGUGAUCAACAUCUCCAUCCCAGAGAACACCCUCAUUAACAGCCGCUUUGCUAUUCCUUCUGCCACUGACCCAGACACCGGCUCCAACAGUGUCCACAAAUACGAGCUGAUCAAUGGGCAAAGUGCCUUCGGCUUAGACAUUGUGGAGACGCCUGAGGGGGAGAAGUGGCCCCAGCUCAUUGUGCAGCAGAAUCUGGACAGAGAGCAGAAGGAUACGUAUGUGAUGAAGAUUAAAGUAGAGGAUGGUGGCAUCCCACAGAAAUCCAGUACAGCCAUCCUUCAGGUUACUGUCACAGAUGUCAAUGACAACAAGCCAGUGUUUAAAGAGAGUCAGAUAGAGGUCCAUAUACCAGAAAACUCUGCCACUGGCACGUCUGUUGUGCAGCUCCAAGCCACAGAUGCAGACAUAGGGGCAAAUGCAGAAAUACAUUAUGUGUUUGGGACUCAGGUGUCUCCUGCUACAAAAAGACUAUUUGCAUUAAACACAACAUCUGGCCUGAUUACAGUGCAGAAACCUCUAGACAGGGAGGAGACAGCUAUUCAUAAGCUCUCUGUUUUAGCCAGCGAUGGCAGCUCGAGUCCAGCCAGAGCUACUGUCACCAUAAAUGUUACUGAUGUCAACGACAAUCCACCCAAUAUUGACCUGAGAUACAUCAUCAGUCCCAUAAAUGGGACUGUUUUCCUCUCCGAGAAGGAUCCCAUCAACACCAAGAUAGCCCUCAUCACAGUGUCAGACAAAGACACUGACAUCAAUGGCAAGGUCAUUUGUUUCAUAGAGAAGGAUGUACCGUUCCACCUGAAAGCUGUGUAUGACAACCAGUAUCUGUUGGAAACAUCUGCACUGCUUGACUAUGAAGGAACAAAGGAAUACAACUUUAAAAUUGUUGCUUCAGACUCCGGAAAGCCAAGCUUGAAUCAGACAGCCUUGGUGAGAGUGAGACUGGAGGAUGAGAAUGAUAACCCACCUAUUUUUACACAGCCAGUCAUUGAGCUGGCGGUCAUGGAAAACAACAAACGGGACCUGUUCCUCACCACUCUAAGCGCCACAGACGAGGACAGUGGGAAGAAUGCAGAGAUAGUGUAUCAGCUAGGACCAAAUGCAUCGUUCUUUGAUCUGGACCGCAAAACUGGGGUCCUAACUGCAUCCAGGGUUUUCGACAGAGAGGAUCAAGAUAGGUUUCUCUUCACUGUAACGGCAAGAGAUAAUGGGACUCCCCCUUUGCAGACGCAAGCGGCUGUAAUUGUAACUGUGCUGGAUGAAAAUGAUAACAAUCCUAAGUUCACGCAUAACCACUUUCAGUUCUUUGUGUCAGAGAAUCUGCCUAAGUACAGCACUGUGGGGGUGAUUACAGUGACAGACUCAGAUGCAGGAGAAAAUGCUGCUGUUUCUCUUUCUAUCUGGAAUGACAAUGAAAAUUUUAUACUGGAUCCAUACUCUGGGGUGAUAAAAUCCAAUGUUUCAUUUGACAGGGAGCAACAGAGCUCCUAUACCUUUGACGUUAGAGCUGUGGACAGCGGCAGACCUCCUUGCUCCUCAGCUGCAAAGGUGACCAUCAAUGUCAUUGAUGUCAACGACAACACCCCCAUUGUCAUCUAUCCCCCCUCCAACACAUCGUUCAAACUCGUUCCCCUGUCUUCCAUCCCGGGAUCUGUGGUAGCAGAGGUGUUUGCAGUUGACGGAGACACAGGAAUGAACGCAGAACUGAAAUACACAAUUGUAAGUGGGAAUAACAAGGGUUUGUUCAGGAUUGACCCCGUCACUGGAAAUAUCACCCUGGAGGAAAAACCUGCAGUAAGUGACAUAGGCUUACACAGAUUAGUAGUCAAUAUAAGUGACCUGGGAUAUCCUAAAUCACUCCAUACGCUUGUACUGGUUUUUCUGUACGUCAAUGACACUGUGGCCAACUCAACACUUAUUUAUGAUCUCAUCCGACGUACGAUGGAGACCCCGAUAGACAGAAACAUUGGUGAAAGCAGUGAAACUUAUCAAAGUGGUGACUAUCUAACCAUAAUGAUAGCCUUUGUCACUGGCGCCUUAGUGGUGAUUAUUGUCAUCUUUGUGACUGUGCUGCUGCGAUGUCGCCACGCUUCCAGGUUCAAAGCUGCACAGAGGAAAAAACAGGGAGCUGAGUGGAUGUCACCCAACACCGAAAACAAGCAGAACAAGAAGAAAAAGCGCAAGAAAAGGAAGUCCCCCAAAAGCUCCUUGCUCAACUUUGUCACCAUCGAGGGGAACAAACCGGAUGAUCCUGCCCACGAGCCAAUCAACGGAACCAUCAGCCUGCCGACCGAACUGGAGGAGCAAGGGAUUGGACGAUUUGAUUGGAAUGCCACACCCACCACAACCUUCAAACCCAGCAGUCCAGACCUGGCUCGGCACUACAAGUCUGCCUCGCCGCAGUCGGCCUUCCAUCUCAAGGCUGACACACCUGUCUCAGUCAAGAAGCACCAUGUCAUUCAGGAACUCCCGUUGGAUAACACAUUUGUCGGGGGCUGUGACACCCUUUCCAAGAGAUCCUCCACAAGCUCCGACCACUUCAGUGCCUCAGAGAGCAGCUCCCAGGGAGGGUUCAAAACCAAGGGACCCAUGCACACCAGACAGCAGGGAACAUUAACUCGUGCCCGAACUGAACUGAACCCUGAAUAUCUGGACCUUCGUCCGCGAGCAGAGCUGAAUCCUGAAUAUUGGACCCCUUGCACCCCUUUAUCACAGCGGCGCGUCACGUUUCACCUGCCGGAUGGCUCUCAGGAGAGCUGCAGUGACAGCGGUCUGGGGGACCACGAGCCUGUAGGCAGUGGCUCUCUCCUCACACAACCUCUCCCUCUGGUGCAGGCGCAGGACGACUUCUACGAGCAGGCCUCCCCUGAUAAGAGGACUGAAGCUGACGGCAACUCUGACCCUAACUCUGAUGGCCCCCUGGGACCACGUGGCCUCGUGGAAGCUACAGAGAUGUGCACACAGGAGUGCCUUGUCCUGGGACAUUCGGACAACUGUUGGAUGCCUCCCACUUUAGGAACAUAUCAGCAGCCCAAGUCGCCCAUGUCCAGCUAUGGGUCUCAGCGGGAAUGGGGUCCAAAGGACAAACUUCUUAAUGGACAUACUCUGUCCAGAACCUGGAAAAAUGAGACCGGACGGUCGGAGCAUUUUGGCGACAGGAAGCAGUUUGGCAGCGGUGAGGGACACUUCGGGAACAGUGGCAUUGCUGAUAUUCCUUUAGUAAGUCUGAAGUCCUGCCAGUCAUCCUCAUGCCCAGACAGCCCAAAGGACCAGCAGCUAUAAGAUGGACUCUGCUUCUGUUCCGUUAGGAGCCCUCACAUCCGGACAGAGUAAAGAGGUGGUGUACCUGAGCUCCAUUGUCGUACUUCUUGUCUAAUCUCUUUCCUCUUAAGUUGAUGCUUCUCUGCGGUGUAAUAGCCACAUGUACUGUGUAGGCCAGGAAAACAAAAAGUGCUUAUGCUUUGUCACUGCUCUACAGAAAAUCCUUUUUGUGUGAUCCUCUGUGGAUUUCUUCAGUGUUAAACGGCAUUUCCUGUCCACUUCCUGUACGAAAUGGACAUGAGGAGGAAGGACUUGCAUAAAACUGAAAAAAGAAGAAAAAAUGCUGGCUGACCAAUAUAUACCAAUAUUUGUGGUGUGAUUAUUAUUGAGUUGUUCUGGACUAUAUUAAUCGACACAGUCAAAGAAAAUUUACUACAUUUCAGAAAGUGUUCUGAUAACACUGUUUGUAGACACCUGUUUAUUCUGUCAUUGUCUCCGUGUUUGUAAAUAAGACUUAUUAACCACAAUCAUGUAUCUGUAAUAUCCACGGCAGGUAGAAGGGUUUGUGGCUGUUGUCAUCAUGAUGGUUCAUCUGGAUUUGGGAUUUCAACUGGAAAAUUAUUUAGAAUAUCAUACAAAAAAGCAUUUUCCUAAUUAUUUUAGAGAAUGGUUGAUUUUGAAACAACGUCACCCUGAAUUUUAAGCACUGUUGCCCAUAAGCCAUAAUAAUUUCCUUCUAGCACUGCAAAAUCAUAAAAGCAAACUUUUCUUUUUUGUUAAAAAAAGCAAAAACUAGAAAAAAGCUGUAUGAAGGAUGUCAAUGCUCAAUAUGUGCAUUAUAAAAAUGGAAAGCUCUCAAGACUCUCCACUAUAAACCAAUUUUGAAAGUGUUUAGUACAAUAGCAAUAUAUUUGUAAAUGGCUAAAUGUUUUAUCUAAGGUUGAUCUUACUACUGUAUAGAUUUUAUUCAAAUUGUGAUUUCACUGAGUGCAAUUUCUCAGUAGAACCUACAAUUUACUGACAUAUGUAUAUAAAUAUACAUAUUGUAUGUAACGUUCCCACAGAUUUAUUUCCCAUUCAUAAUUAAACACGGGUUAGGGUAACAAUUCAAUUCACUGUGCCUUCAUGAUCCUUCGUCAAAAUACCGAAUUGUGCAAAUUUCAAAUGAUAAGAACAUGUUGGCUAUAAAGUAACUCCCAUCUGAUGAUCAAAUGCCUUAUGCGUUGAAUACCUGCCCAUUUCUGAGACAUAAUCACGGCAGGUGUAUAAGUGCAAAAGUCAAUCUGAGGAAAAACACAAAGGCAUGUACAGAUUGUGGGCCAUCCAUGAAAGAUAAUUUCUUUGUGAUAAUGCUGGUCCUAAAAGACUGGUUUUUUAAGCAUGGGAGGCAAACACACCAUGGAUCAGCAUGCUACAAGAUAUACCUUAAACAGUUAAUUUUGUGUCUUAUUUUUCUUACAAUGUUUUUGGAGGGACGGACUAUUGAAGUUAAGUUGUUCUUAAGGAGUUAUUUGAUUUGUAAAGCACUUUCAUAUUUCUGUCACAAUAUUAAAAGAUGUUUAGUGGGAUGGAGUGGUUUGCUUAUCGCAGUAUGUUUGUUAGUUGUGAGGGUGUUUGACAUCGCAUACUGAAACAGUUAAUCCAUGUUACUACUAUACAGGUAUAAAGCUACUGCAAUAAAUGUUUUAAAUAUG
Messenger RNA from Nothobranchius furzeri (turquoise killifish), 6278 nucleotides. RefSeq names its product protocadherin-9. The record is from RefSeq and is a predicted model, not a curated record. Gene Ontology annotation, biological process: homophilic cell-cell adhesion. Lineage: Eukaryota; Metazoa; Chordata; Actinopteri; Cyprinodontiformes; Nothobranchiidae. Gene Ontology annotation, cellular component: plasma membrane. Gene Ontology annotation, molecular function: calcium ion binding.